Messenger RNA from Quercus robur (English oak), 600 nucleotides. RefSeq lists its product as uncharacterized. The record is from RefSeq and is a predicted model, not a curated record. NCBI's taxonomy places the organism in Eukaryota, Viridiplantae, Streptophyta, Magnoliopsida, Fagales, Fagaceae. The transcript has a single exon. Bases 1 to 600 code for a protein of 199 amino acids.
AUGCACCUUCAAGGGGUUCCAGACAAGAUAAUGUGCAAAGCCUUCCCUACCACCCUUAAAGGGCCCGCACGAGUAUGGUUUAGCAAGAUACCUUCGAAUACAGUGAGUUCCUUCGAAGAGUUGAGCAAGUUAUUUAUCAAUAAUUUCAUCGGAGGACAAAGGCACAAACGUUCCUCGUCCAGCUUGCUAACCAUAGAACAAGGAAAGAAUGAAAGCUUACGGUCUUUCAUUACUCGUUUCAACAGGGAAGCCCUAACAGUGGAUGAGACGGAUGACAAGUUACUAUUGGCGUCCUUCCAUAAUGGAGUUAAUUCUGACCUAUUCAUCCACAAGCUUUACGAGCAAGAGCCUCAGACCAUGGUUGAACUCGUCCAUUCAGCCCAAAACUUUAUGAAUGCAGAAGAUGCAAUUAUAGCCAAGAAGAGGAAAAGAGUUGAGAGAAUGGAGGCAGAUCCCUUGUGCCACUCCGACCAAGGUCCUCAUCCAAAGAAGGGGCGUAUGGGAGAGAAGAAAGACCGAGACAAUAAAAAGCCAGACUCUUCAGCGCGGAGUGAACAAUACACCCCUUUGAACAUGCCACUUGAGCAGGUUCUUAUGUAA